CACCGUCCAAUCAGAGAGCGGCAGUGUGUGCGUCUCUCUGCAGCCGCAGUCGAGGAGCUGGAGAAACACAGCAGGACGGCGAGAGGAAAGGACGGCUCAUAUGUGUAUGAGAUAACAGCAGGGUGGGCUGCGGCGUGAGCAGCGAUGGGCGAGAUUGAGGGGACGUAUCGGACGCUGCAGACGCCGGGCACCCGCCUGGGCUCGCAGUUCAAUGCGGGCAUCAGCACCCUGGAGCCAGGGCAGAGCCUCAGCACGGCUAUGGGUUCCGGGGGCAAAGGUCACUGCAAGGGCCUGCAGAUCCGCGUCCAGGGCCUGGACGAUGCUCAGGAGUUCUUCGAUCUGGAGUCUAAGGCAGACGGGCAGACCGUCCUCACUGACGUAUACCGGAGGAUCAACCUGAUCGAGAGCGAUUAUUUUGGUCUGGAGUUCCAGAAUCUGCAAAUGAACUGGGUCUGGCUGGAGCCCACCAAGCUCAUCGUCAAACAAGUGCGGCGGCCAGUGAACACAUUGUUUCGGUUGUCAGUGAAGUUCUUCCCGCCUGAUCCCGGUCAGCUUCAGGAGGAAUUCACCAGGUACCUGUUCUCACUGCAGAUGAAGAGGGAUUUGAUGGAAGGCAGACUGUACUGCACCGAGAACACCGCUGCCCUGCUGGCGUCUCACCUGGUCCAGUCGGAGAUUGGGGAUUAUGAUGAAGUUGCGGACCGGGAGUUCCUAAAGCUGAAUAAACUGCUGCCUCAUCAGGAGCAUCUGCAGGACAAGAUAAUGGAGCUUCACCGUAGACACCUGGGUCAGACUCCAGCUGAGUCAGAUUUCCAGGUUUUGGAGAUCGCUCGGAAACUGGAGAUGUACGGCAUUCGCUUCCACCCGGCGGCCGAUCGAGAGGGAACCAAGAUCAACCUGUCCGUCGCACACAUGGGUCUGCUGGUCUUCCAGGGCAACACCAAGAUCAACACCUUCAACUGGUCCAAGAUUCGCAAACUAAGCUUCAAAAGGAAGCGGUUCCUAAUUAAACUUCACCCAGACGUUCAUGGUCCUCACCGGGACACGCUGGAGUUCCUGAUGGCCAGUCGAGACCAGUGUAAGAUAUUCUGGAAGAGCUGCGUGGAACACCACUCCUUCUUCCGUCUGCUGGAUCAACCACAGCCUAAAUCCAAAGCCAUCCUCUUCACCAGAGGAUCAUCCUUCAGAUACAGUGGGCGCACCCAGAAGCAGUUGGUGGAUUAUGUGAGGGACAGUGGGCUAAGAAGAACAUCCUACCAAAGGAGGAACAGUAAGAUCCGUAUGUCCACUCGCUCUUUGGCCACGGAUAUACCUAAACAGAAUCUGUCCUUCAACAACAGUCUCAGGACCGCUUCACCCUCCUCCGCCACUGUGUCCUUCCACUCCCUGCACUCCCCCAGUUCUCCAGUGCGGAUGAUGGAGACCCUUAGCCAGACUCAACUCCAACAGAGCCAGCCUCAGCUCCAUCAGAACCAGCUUCAGCACCAGCAGAACCAGCAGCAGCAGCUCAGACCCCCCAGCCCAGUGAAGGAGGAGCCUCUCAAGACCAACCCCCCGCCUAACUACGCCUUCCCAGGUCCUGUGAUUGACAGCCCCCAGAUCUCCCCCUUCGGCUCCAAGAGCGCCCUGUGCAUGUCUCCCUCCUUCCAGAUGUCCACUCUCAGCCUGCCCGGCCAGGCGCCCUCGCCCCUGCAGAGCCCCAGCCUGAACGAGGUGGGCACUGCCAGGCUAGAGGUGGAGGACGAGGUCAGGAGGAAGAGGUAUCCCACCGAUAAGGCCUAUUUCAUUGCCAAAGAGAUUCUGAUGACAGAGAGAACCUACCUUAAAGACCUGGAGGUUAUAACAGUGUGGUUCCGCAGUGCGGUGAUUAAAGAGAACGCGAUGCCCGAGGGCCUGAUGACUCUGCUGUUCUCUAACAUUGACCCCAUCUAUGAGUUCCACCGAGGCUUUCUCAAAGAGAUCGACCAGAGGCUGGCACUCUGGGAGGGGCGCUCUAAUGCUCAUGUAAAGGGAGAUUACCAGAGGAUUGGAGACGUUAUGCUAAGGAACAUGUGCGCCCUGAAGGAGUUCACCAGUUACCUGCAGAAGCAUGACGAGGUUCUGACUGAGCUGGAGAAGGCGACGAAGCGUGUGAAAAAGCUGGAGACGGUGUAUAAGGAGUUUGAGCUGCAGAAGGUCUGCUACCUUCCCCUCAACACCUUCCUCCUCAAACCCAUCCAGAGACUCAUGCACUACAAACUGAUCCUCGAGCGUCUCUGUAAACACUACUCCCCCGAGCACAAAGACCACCACGACUGCAGAGAGGCUCUGAAGGAGGUAGCAGAGAUCGCCACUCAGCUACAGAGCAGCCUGAUCCGCCUGGAGAACUUCCAGAAACUGACGGAGCUCCAGCGGGAUCUGAUCGGCAUCGAGAACCUCACCGCUCCUGGCAGGGAGUUCAUCAGGGAAGGCUGUCUCUACAAGCUCACCAAGAAAGGCCUGCAGCAGCGGAUGUUCUUCCUGUUUUCAGAUAUGCUCCUGUACACCAGUAAAGGUGUCACCGCCACCAACCAGUUCAAAGUUCACGGCCAGCUUCCUCUCCACGGCAUGAUCCUCAUUGUACUGGAUGCUCCGGUGGAGGAGAGUGAGAAUGAGUGGUCAGUCCCGCACUGCUUCACUAUCUACUCAGCGCAGAGGACCAUCGUAGUGGCUGCGAGCUCUAAGUUGGAGAUGACUAAGUGGAUCGAGGAUCUGAACAUGGCAAUAGACAUGUCGAAGAAAUCUCAGGAGAAAUCCGAUCUGCUGCUGGACCCCAGCCUGUGUGACCGAUCCAACAGGUCGUCUGAUGAGGUAUCUUUGGAGCAGGAGUCGGAGGAUGAUGUAAACUCGUCCCGCUGCUCUCUGGACAAACAGAGCCACCACCGAGCCAACACCACCAUGCACGUGUGCUGGCACCGCAACACCAGCGUCUCCAUGUCUGACCACAGCCUAGCCGUGGAGAACCAGCUGUCUGGAUACCUCCUGAGGAAGUUCAAGAACAGUAAUGGAUGGCAGAAGCUGUGGGUGGUCUUCACUAACUUCUGCCUGUUCUUCUAUAAGACACACCAGGAUGACUUCCCUUUGGCCAGCCUUCCACUGCUGGGCUACACGGUCAGUACUCCUGGGGAAGCAGACAGCAUCCAUAAGGAGUACGUCUUCAAGCUGCAGUUCAAGUCACAUGUUUACUUCUUCAGGGCGGAGAGCGAGUAUACCUUUGAAAGAUGGAUGGAGGUGAUAAAGAGUGCAGCCAGCACGGCAGGCCGGGUCAGUCUACUCAUCCCUAAAGGCCCGGGAGAGCUGAACGGGAACUGAAUCUCGACGAGCUGGAGCUGACUGUACUCCUGGAGCUGGGGGCUGGGCCCUGCAGACUGCCAGGACUCAAUAUGGCAUUGUUUAAUUUAAUCUUCUUUAAUCUUCAUGGCUCCUAUCUUCAUCAUCAUCAUUAUCAUCUUCAUUAACUCUCACGCCUCUAGGAAACCUUGGCUUUUUGGGAAUAGGAGAUGCUCACAGAGGUGCCCACAGAGGUGCCCACUGACCUGAAGGAGCCUCUUUAUCUUGGUCUUUUUAGCCUUUGGGAUGAAAACAGAGCUCCACCCUCACCCCGUCAACAUUUAACAGAACUUUUACCAAGUUCUGCAUAGUGUUCUAGAACCGUUAUAAAACCACACAUGGCUGUUAUUGUUGUAUUCAGGCUUUUGCUCUCGUCCCUCACAUUUCAUUAAAACGGCCAGACCAUCAUCUCACAACAUGGAUCAUUACGCCAGACAGGGUCGUCUCACGUUUUUAAGCGAAUAAGAGCUUCCUGGAUGGAUUGUAGCGUCAAAACAUGCACUCAUUUUGCACAAAAUCAACAAGAAACCCAUUUUUUUUAUGUAUUUUAUUAUAGUUUUCUUAUUGGGAGAUCAGUUACUGGAAUGAGCUGGAAGGAAUAAUGGGCUGGAGAGGGUCUGAAUUAAGUCUGGAUGGUGAAAAGUAAGUGAACAGGGUGAAGCAGGUACAGAUACCUGUGCCUGCCUGGAAGCAGAGCCACAAUAUAAUGUGGUCCAGAGGAAACAGUAGGAUGGCACAAGCUUAGAACUCAGAACGUUGGUGUAUGUAAGAUUAAAUUAAUUGGUAAAAUGGGAGAAUAUCUAUUAGGGGUGGGCAAUGUGACAGUAUUUUAUCGUAUUGAUGAUGAUGAUGAUACGUUUCUAAGUAUAUCAUGGAUAUUAUCACUACAUUAUUAUUAUAAUAAUAAUAAUAAUUAUUAUUAUUAUUAUUAUUAUUAUUAUUAUAGAGUGCACAAUAAUUAGUCAAGUUGAUUGAAACUACUGGAACAAUUUUUUUUAGUAUAUAUUAGAAAUUUACCGACGUUAAAAGAUUUUGCCCAAAACUAAACAAAAUAAAACAUUUUGGCAGACACAUUUUUUUAAAGGUUUUUAAUCAUGCCACUUUUGCAGAAAUUAAAUUAAAAUAAUAAUUCCUUUUACUACCGAACUUCAGUAUGGCCUAAUAAAUUACUCAUUGUUCAAUAAAUUAUAUUAUACAUAUUCAUACGAACACCAAAAGUGUUUUUUGCCAUUUUGGACCAAAUAAUAUCAGUUGCCCAAUAUUUGGUGCUAGUAAAUAUCAUUAUACUCAGUAUGAGAAAGUAUUUAAAAGUAGCAGUCUCUAAGAAUCUGCUGUUGCUGAUCGUGAUAAGUAUUGCAUAUUGUGAAAAUGUCUUUAAAUAUUGUGAUUUUUUUUUUAACCAUAUCGCCCACCUCUAAUGCCAAUCACUCACUUUCUUUUUCUCUUAUUUACUCAAAAAGAAAUGAAAAAAUGUUACAAAGCAAGAGAGACACCAGAGAUGAAACUGAAAUUUUAAGUAAUGCCAGAUGUUUGUCAAAAAGUGAGUAAGUGUUGAAAGAAAGUGCUCAAAAGUGUGUAAUACAGUAAGUGUGCAGUGAGAUUCGAGUACUGUUAUUUUAAAACUGUCUUAUUAGGAGCAUUUUCACACAAAUCCAGAAGUGUGUUACAUUUGUAUUCUGCACAUUUAGUCUAAUUCCUUUUGGUUUCAUUCUGCAGUUUAGUGUCUGAGAACAUCACCUACAUGGGUGAAGCAGAAUAGGUGUAAAAGAUUUCCCUCAUUUUCCUUUUUUUCUGUUUAUAAAUAAGGUAAUCUACAGUUAGAGUAGAUACAGUAAUCACCAGCAUAAUUAAGAAUUCUCAUCUAAUGUUUCUGUAUUAGCAUAACUGGUUAGAAAAAUACAGAAACAGGGCUUGUUUAUUCUUUAUUUAACCACCAGGGGGAGUCAGAGUCAGUGUCUGAUUUGCACACAGUUUAUUCAUCAAUACAGUCCUGCCACAUUUCCCACAACCCAAUGGCAACAAAUCCAGGUCAAUUGAUAUCAAUUGAAAAUCAUUUUUUAUAUAAACACAUUUCCAGGUCCAUCAGUUCUGACUUCAUCUCUGGCCCUUUUGAUUCUGAAGAUGAGGCUUCAGUUUCUUACAUUUUCAUUAGAACUGCUUCAGUAAGCAUAAGAUGCAAAAGAGGUAAUUAAUUACAAUUAUAAUCAGAAAAAAGGUCAACUGAUCCAUGUGAUGUUUUUUCUUUUUUACAGGUCAAAGUAAGAUGUAUAUUUACAGAUCGUGCUCUAAAUAACCUGUAUUACUAAAUCCUUUGCUGUUGCAAGGCCAGUUAUAUAUAUUUUUUGAAUAUAUUAUAUGUGGUGGUUCAUGGCAAAUCUGUUUUAGCGUAAUAUUACACCAGAGAUACGAGUCGUUACUUAGUUUUUACUGGUACAAACUCAAAUUAAAAUAAUCAAAUAUUUAACAGUAAUCAUUUCUGAUCUACAGAUCUUCCAAGUCAAGUAUGACUAGUCACAUGACCCGAAUCACAAAUACUUAAUGUAAUUCUGACUAAUCGUGUGUUACAAUUGAUUUACAUGGUUGUUUACACCCCAUGGUUACAUGGGGUGUAAAAUGCCAUGUAAAUCAAUUGUAACUAGGGAUGCACUGAAUAAAACUACUUGUCUGGAACGUAAACCAAACUAUUUUUACAGGUUUUCAUGUAUUUUUACAAUUUUCUCAUCACUGAAUAAAUUAUUUUUAUGUUGCUUUUUUUUUAAAAAAAGGUGAUAAAUAUACAGCUUAAUAUUUCUUAUCAUACAUUAGUCAUUAAUUGCUAUAAAUUAUUCUUAAACUUUGCACUGUACAGUAAGGAUACCUCAAUUUUCAGGACUUAGAAUGGUAAUAUAAAUUACACUAGUUUACACUAGUUAAGAUAUUAGUAAACAUUUAAUAAAUCUGAAUACUUUUGAAUGUUUGACAUACAGGUAAAUUAACUAAUAAUGAUGUUCAGAUGUUUUUGUAAUGAUUAAUAAUGUCUUAACUUGUUUAUAAAUAAUUAAUUCAUUCAUUCUGUUGUAAGUACUGGUAAUUAAUGUAGCCUUAUUGUAAAGUGUUACUUAUUAUUCUCUAAUUAUUCUCUAGUCUCUUAUUAUUUAUUUGGCAGAUGUGGAAAGUGCUUUAUUUACCAUUUUCCGCUAAAUAAUUUGGUUUGCCAAAUAUUCAGUGCACCCCAAAUGUUGGUAGUAACACAGUUUGACUAGCCACAAUUAUUUUAAAUAUAUGUUGUCUUAGUCAUGUGACUAGUCUGAAAGACUGUUUAGGCUUGUAGAUCUUAACAUUUUAACGAAUAAAUAAUAAUCAUUAUUACAGAAAUGUUAAAUUUGAGUGUUUAUCAGGAAAAGCUGGUCCAUGCCUCAAACCGCUGGUGUGAUAUUAUGCUAAAAAAGUUAGCCAUAGUGUUUUUCAUACGGUGAAGCUAAAAAGGCUAAAGGGCUUAUUUUUUAUAUGGGAGUUUUUGAUGUAGCCAUGUUGUUAUGUUUACUUAUACGGGCUGGGCUUAACUGUAACUUAACUAUACUGUACGUUAUUUGGGAGAAUUUGAUGUGUUACCCAUAAAUGGGUCGUAGUCUAUGCUAGGAUCUCUGUUACUUUGGUUUGUUGAAUAUGCUGUACAAGCCUCUCAAGUUGUGCUUAUUCUGUAGUUCUCGGUAUGCCCAAAUUUGGCACUCUUAUUUUCCUCUAAUGUUGAUUUAUUU
Astyanax mexicanus (Mexican tetra) is the source of this 7085-nucleotide messenger RNA. It is a transcript of the gene farp2, whose product is annotated as FERM, RhoGEF and pleckstrin domain protein 2. The record is from RefSeq and is a predicted model, not a curated record. Lineage: Eukaryota; Metazoa; Chordata; Actinopteri; Characiformes; Acestrorhamphidae. Gene Ontology annotation, molecular function: cytoskeletal protein binding; guanyl-nucleotide exchange factor activity. Gene Ontology annotation, cellular component: cytoskeleton. Bases 145 to 3330 code for a protein of 1061 amino acids. The transcript is spliced from 28 exons.